Prunus armeniaca (apricot) is the source of this 1077-nucleotide messenger RNA. The record is from the annotation of a GenBank genome assembly. Lineage: Eukaryota; Viridiplantae; Streptophyta; Magnoliopsida; Rosales; Rosaceae.
AUGGAGGUGGGUCUUGUUGGGUUGCUCAGAACAGCUUGGAUUGCAGCGAUACUGCCUCUACUCAUAGCUUCUGUACCUUCUUCUAGGCUGAGCUCAUUUCAUGGAGCUGUUUUGGAAUUUGCCAAGAGAGGGAAGAUCAUGAAAUCUUCUUCUCAGAAGUUCACAGUUCCUCAAAAGUUCUUCUGCCAUUUCUAUCUGGUGGCUGUAGUGUGGACAACCUUACUCCUUGUUACAACUGGGAUGUAUGCGUAUAAAACAGUGCCAUUGGUUUAUCCUACAUUUCCCAGCCAAUUGACUGGAGGUUCACACAUCUUUUCAUGGCAUAAGUCUCAUUCGAUUCCUAUAAGUUAUAGAUAUGGCGUUUGGCGUUCUGUCUUUCUGCUUUUAUUGAUGGAAGUUCAAGUCUUGAGGCGCCUCUUUGAGACAAUAUAUGUAUUCAACUAUAGCUCCUCUGCUCGGAUGCACAUUUUCGGAUAUCUGACUGGACUCUUCUUCUACACAGCAGCACCGUUGUCACUUUGCUGCAAUAAUGCUCUGGAGGUGUAUAAAUUUUCAUUGAAUGCAGUGGCUGAGUUCAUUGUCAAAGGCAAGACUACUAUGCAACACAUGGAAUUUGAUUGGUUGGAAUUUGUGAGUUCUCUUUUGAGGCUUCGUUGGCUCCAAUGGACUGGUGCGGUUAUAUUCUUUUGGGGCUGGAUCCAUCAGCGCAAUUGCCAUGCAAUUCUUGGCUCAUUACGAGAACACAGUGGACAAAAUGAUGAAUAUGUGAUUCCUCAUGGUGAUUGGUUUGAAGUCGUUUCAUCUCCACACUAUCUGGCUGAGAUAGUUAUAUAUGCUGGCCUUGUGGUUGCUAGUGGAGGAACAGACCCUACAAUCUGGUUACUUUUUGGAUUUGUGGUGUCAAACUUGGUAUUUGCAGCAGCGGAAACACAUAGGUGGUACCUCAAGAAGUUCAAGAAUUAUCCCAGUAAUCGGCUUGCCAUUAUUCCAUUUAAAGAAAGGUUGGAUAGGGGAGCCUCUGACAAGUCUCCAAUGUACAACUCUGUGGAUCUUGACAUACAAGCAAGUACAUUGUAA